AAUUACCCCAACAACAACCUUAGUGCCAGUAACCCACGGUUUAUUGACACUCCCCAAAUUCCGGAGUCUUAACUCGUACGUUUGAACCUCAAAAACCUUAAUAAUAAAAAAUGGCACUUUCAAGUCUUUCAUCACCAAGACUUCCAUCACUACUUCUCCAUUAUCAAAAAGAACCAAACUUUCCAUUUUUAACAUCAAAUCUCCAAACCCCAUUUAACCAAUUUCCAAAAUUGUCAACUAUAAACAACCCUAAACAUCAUCAGAAAAUGUCAAGAACAUCAUCGUCAUUAAUCAAAGUACAAGCAUCAGUUGUUGAUAGAGUAAUUGAAUUGGUCCAAUCUUCACCACCCACGUGGCAAUCUGCUUUGUUGAGUAAUUUAAUUAUUUUUACUUUGGGUUCUCCACUUUUGGUUACUGGUUUGUCGAUUUCUGGUAUUGGUGCUGCUUUCUUGCUUGGGAAUCUUACAUGGAGAGCUUUUGGUUCUUCUGGAUUUCUUCUUGUUGCUAUGUAUUUUGUUAUUGGCACAGCUGCGACUAAGGUGAAAAUGGCUCAGAAAGAGGCUCAAGGGGUUGCAGAGAAGAGAAAAGGAAGGAGAGGACCUGGAAGCGUGAUAGGCUCCAGUGCAGCCGGUUGUGUUUGUGCAUUUUUAUCAAUUAAUGGUGUUGGUGGGGAGGCAUUUACUCGCUUGUGGGAACUUGCAUUUGUAGCCAGUUUCUGUACUAAGUUGAGCGACACUGUCUCCAGCGAGAUAGGAAAGGCAUAUGGUAAAACUACGUAUCUUGUCACCACGUUCAAGGUAGUGCCUCGGGGUACUGAAGGCGCUGUGAGUGCUGAGGGAACCUUUGCUGGGUUUCUUGCUUCAGUUCUUCUUGCUUCUUUUGGUUUUCUAACGGGUCAGAUUAGUAUACCAGGGGCUGCAAUAUGUGUAAUAGCCGCGCAGAUAGCAAACUUUGGUGAAAGUCUAAUAGGCGCUUCACUUCAAGAGAAAGAAGGAUUUCGUUGGCUCAACAAUGAUGUUGUCAAUGUCAUCAACAUAUCCCUGGGAAGCAUUUUGGCCGUCCUAAUGCAGAAAAUAAUAUUCCAGAGUUAGUCAUACUUGCCGCGUGGAUCUUGAAUUGCCACCUUCCAUUGCAUACAGUGCAGAGCAUAUCAUCGAGACACAAAAGAGAUCAGUAUCAGUACUUAGAGGUGGACAGUAUCAUUCGAGCCAGUAACGAAGACUUGUUAGAAUAUUCAUGUUGUUGUUACAGUUGAGAAACAAUUCUGAUAAAUCACUCCUCAAAUUUACCAAAUUAUUCCAGUGGCAAAUGUAUUGUUUCCAACAGUACUGUGCACAGUUUUAUAUUUGGUUGCUCAAAAUAGUUUAUGUAAAGAUCCAAUUGUUAGCACUUGUAGAUUACUAAUUUGAAUAGAAUUAGUGUCAUAGUUUCAGUACUGAUGUAAUCUUAUUUAUAGUAACAGUAACAAAGAAGCAUAUUUUUCUA
Messenger RNA from Capsicum annuum, 1485 nucleotides. RefSeq names its product protein VTE6, chloroplastic. The transcript is spliced from 5 exons. Bases 111 to 1091 code for a protein of 326 amino acids. The record is from RefSeq and is a predicted model, not a curated record. Gene Ontology annotation, cellular component: chloroplast inner membrane. Lineage: Eukaryota; Viridiplantae; Streptophyta; Magnoliopsida; Solanales; Solanaceae.